Dovyalis caffra is the source of this 1821-nucleotide messenger RNA. NCBI's taxonomy places the organism in Eukaryota, Viridiplantae, Streptophyta, Magnoliopsida, Malpighiales, Salicaceae. The record is from the annotation of a GenBank genome assembly.
AUGUCGCCUCUCCAAAAACCACCACCGCCACCAGCAGCAGUUGCUAAUGAUCUCAAGCAACGUGUCAUAACCUGUAUCAACAAGCUCUCCGACCGUGACACUCUCUCCGUUGCCACCACAGAGCUCGAGUCUAUAGCUAAAAACUUAACUACUCACGACUCUUUCUCACAUUUCCUGAACUGCAUUCACAACACCGAUUCCUCCUCCAAAUCUCCUGUCCGCAAACAAUGCGUCUCUCUUCUAACUCUCCUCUCUCGCUCCCACGGCAACUCCCUCUCGCCCCACCUAUCCAAAAUGAUCUCCACCAUCACUCGCCGCCUCCGCGAUCCCGACUCUGCCGUCCGCUCUGCCUGCGAUUUUAACGCUCAGAUCGGGGCGGCCUUGUGUUUGGCGGCGGCCAUAGAGGCAGCGCCAGAGCCGGAGGUUGAGCAGUUGAGGAAGGUGCUGCCCAGGCUUGGGAAACUGGUUAAGGGAGAAGGGUUUAAAGCAAAGGCGGCAUUGUUGAGUGUGAUUGGGAGUAUUGUUGGCGUUGGUGGGGCGUCAAGUAAGGGAAUUUUGGAUUGGUUAGUCCCGUGUUUGGUUGAGUUCUUGAGUAGUGAAGAUUGGGCCGCCAGAAAAUCUGCUGCUGAGGCCUUAGGGAAGGUGGCGUCAAUGGAAAAGAAGUUGGCAAAGGAACAUAAAGCUACCUGUUUGACUUCUCUAGAGACUAGGAGGUUUGACAAGAAGGGUUCAAAUCAUCAAUUUAUGUUUUUCCUGGAUUUUGCUAUGGCACCAGAUAAUGCUAAUGGUAUAUGCAUCUCCACUGCCUCCAAAUAUUCUAAAGACGUUUGCAAGACUCCUUUACCUAAGACGACAGUCCCCGCAAAUAGGUCCCUUCCUUCUGAUUCUUCAUUUGACACAGCUGCCAAAAAACAAAGCCCCGCAAAGAGCAAUGACAGCAAUUCAAAGACAGGAAUGUCUCAUAAGCUGGGCCAAGAUAGACAACACUCUGCAAAAAUUGAAAUCGCUACACCACAAGGAAAAGCUUGUGGUGAUUAUACAAGGCAUGAUUCUGGAGUUUUGGGAUCAGGGCAGAAUGAGGAUGACACAAAUUCUACGGCACAAACAAAACGUGUCCUCUUCAGUAGCAUUCGAGAUGACAAAAGGCACAAGUUUGGUGGUUUAAAAUCUGGGUCACGUGUGGUUCCAUUUCAUGAGGAUGAAAACUGUUACAACAAAGAUGUUGAAGUUAGCAUUUCUCCUGAAGAUUUCUAUGAGAACCACAAAGAUUACGAGGAUAUGUCUUUGAUCUGUGAACAACUUAUUCAGAUUGAAAACCAGCAAUCCAGUCUUUUAAAUCUUCUCCAGAGAUUCAUUGGGAGCUCCCAGAGUGGUAUAAAUUCUCUUGAAACACGGGUCCACGGCCUGGAGAUGGCAGUUAAUGAAAUUUCAUAUGAUUUGGCAAUAUCAAGUGGAAGGAUUCCUAAAACUAACUCUGCAGAGAACGCAUGUUGCAAGCUUCCUGGUGCAGAAUUCUUGAGUUCCAAGUUCUGGAGGAGGACAGAAUGUCGGCAUUCUAGUUCAAGGUUCUCUUCUCCUGGGAGCAUUCAGUCACUGAAUUCGGUUUGCAAUGUUCCUGUUAAGAAUGUUGGCGUUGAAACAUACAACCAAGGAAGCCAAAGAUGUCAGCAUCAGAACAGGGGUGGAUUUCUUGUGAACACAUUGGCAGAUGUUUCCAGCGUAAAUAGGCAGAAUUCAGGAUUCUAUACAAGUCAGAAGGCAAAUAACAUACGUGGAGAUGAUCCUAAGCAGCAGGUGAAAAGAUAUCUGGUCUUACACUAG